GGACGAGUUGCCACCGGGCUGGUGUGUUCACUGUUAGACUCGGCCUACGCGCUUUCUAUACUUUCUUACUUCUAUUCACCAAAACGGCGUCCGCUGGUGGGAUCGUCUCGCGACGUCCGGAGACUGCUGCCAGGUCUUCGGCGAUGGAUAAUCCUCCAAACGCCAAUAUACAUACAAUUGUAAAGGCUCAAAUCGUCUUCCUUCUUUCAACCCUUACAGAAGACAAUUUUGAUCGCAAUCAGCUUGAAAUCCGUUCGCUUUCUGAGCAGCACGGGCUUGACACAUACCUCCAUUUUAUUCGUCGUUUGAUUGUUCAUUCCCAAGGCAGACUAGCAUCUUCAGCGCCUCCAUCGGCUUUUGAUACUUCCACUGCAUUGACUUUUCGACUCCUCGUCCAAGAAACUCAACGACUCGCUCGUGACCCUUUUCUCGCUGACCGUUUUCGUGAGGGCAUAGACAAGGGCGAAGGGGACGCAUUCAGGCACUUUGAUCUCCUCCGAUUCGUUGAUCGGGUGGCUUUACGUCCUUUGGAGAGACUUGUCCUGACCUCCGCUAUCGUCUCUUCGCCCACGAGGAAGGAACUUGCCGCCCAAGCAAUGUCCCUUAUACGACACGACUUUGAAAUAGCAGUACUUGCACUUUGCCAGCACCCCUCAUUCGACCACGCCGAUCUUUCACCUCAGCAAGUUGCGAAACUCAUGUCAAAUCUUCUUUCCGAGUCCGCCUCCGAGACCCCAAUCCUGGAUCCCACGCAGCGUCAAGCGCUCAUUGCUGCUGCGCAGGCAAAGUAUGGGCCUGAAAUUGUCGCUCCUAUCCUGCAGCGCAUUUUCCCAACGUUAAGCUUGCCUCCUGGGACUUCCCUGGUUCAGACACUGAUUCAGUUGGGUCCUGAUAUUACCAGUGAUCCAGAUACUGUUUGCGCUCUGCUCCAACGCUUUGGGAUUUCGGAAGCUAAUCCUCCUCGAGACCCUCAAUUGGUGGAGAUUAUGUCCAAUUUGGCUCGAUUGGCCGCGGAGGGUACAACUUUAUGUGAUGUCGGAGCUUUGGUGAGGGCAUUGAGCAGCUUUCACACUACCUUGAAUUGGGCGAAUGUCAUUAAGGCAUUCGAUCUACCUGACCGUCAUGGGGUGGAUACUGCUACCUUAAAGCUUCUGAUCGCCAUUCUGCUCAACUGCCCACGUGACGCUGAUCCUCAUGCUGUGAUUGGUUUCUGGGGGACAUGGUCCAACUCAUUAUAUCAACUAAAACUUCUUGAUGCGUUGCUCUCACUACCUGCGGAUACUUUCAAUUUUGUAUCUUUGCCAGGCAGGAGGAUCGUCACAGUGGAUGACGUCGCAGUUGCGAGCCCCACAAUCAAGUCCCUUGCAGCUAAUGUACAGAGUCACACUUGGAAUUCGUUGGAUGUCUUCGAGGUUCUCGUACGACUCGCGGACUCGGACAGCGCCGAAAUUCGCUCAUGUGUUAGGGAUAUGCUCGACAAAGCACUAAAGAUAAGCGCCGAACUGGUACAAAUGGGUCUACUGCAAGUGCCAGAUGCGAACUGGAACGAAAUCCGCGUGGAAUACUCUCGGAAACUCCUGGCCAUGUUCCUUGCCGGACAUCCUAACCACCAGCUGGUCUUCAUGCGUCUGUGGCAGAUCGAACCGACCUAUCUGACUGAUGCAUUCCGCGACUUCUAUGAGGAAAAUCCUCUCAAUAUCUCGAGGAUCCUGGACGUAGCUCAGGACCUCAAGGUAAGCCAAAGUGAGCCUCAAGGCGCUCAUGAUGACUAUAAAUGGGAUCAGAUUCUGGAGAGCUUGCUCGAUGUUCGGCCCUUUACAUUUGCCCUGGAUGUUGCUUCGCUGGCAUCGCGCCGAGAGUACCUGAACCUCGACAAGUGGUUGGCCGAUAACGUUAACCAACAUGGAGCAGAGUUCCUACGCGCUAUGGUUGCAUUUUUGGAAGUCAAAAUGGAGAGCGAGAAGGUGGCAAGAAUGUCGGACCCCGCCGUCGACAGUCGUACGCUGUCCCUAAAUCCCAACACCAUCGCCAUAUUCCUACGCAUUCUUCGUAACAAUUCUGCCAAAAUGCCCCGGGACGACAUUGAUUAUUGUCUUGAAGUUCGCAACUCCUGUUUGCAGGUUCACCCUCGUCUCAUGAGCCUCAUCCCCGGUAGCGAUAUCGAUCCUGGAUUGACUGUCGUCAAUUACUCAGCGGAGAUUGAGGGUGAGGUUGACGCUAUUUAUAAGCACAUGUACGACGAACAGACCUCUAUCGACGAAGUCAUCGCCCUUCUCCAACGCAGCAAAGUCUCGUCCGAUACUCGUGACCACGAGAUUUUUUCCUGCAUGCUCCACUUCCUCUUUGAUGAAUACAAAUUCUUCCAAUCCUACUACCCCGCUCGCGAGCUUGCCAUGACUGGAUAUCUAUUUGGCUCUAUCAUCCAUCACGAUCUUGUAGAUUCAGUUCCUCUCGGAAUUGCCAUCCGUUACGUUGUCGACGCCCUCAAUUGUCCUCCCGAUACCAAUCUUUUCAAGUUUGGUCUUCAAGCCCUCUCCCGUUUUGAAACUCGCCUUGCUGAGUGGCAGCCUCUAUGUCAGGCUCUUCUCAGAAUUCCCCAUCUUAUGGAGGUUCGCCCCGAUCUGACGGCCGUCAUUCACCGUGCUAUUGCUGUUGGCGGUGACGGAUCCCGCAGUAAUGCUGAUAUGCGCGGUAUCUCUGCUGGUCUUACGGCUGACCCUGCGCCUGUAUUCACUUCUAUCCGCCCUGACAAGUUUGAUAUGGAGAUCGUUGAGCCACCGGAGGAGCUCUCCGACAAGAUUCUGUUUAUCGUGAACAAUCUCGCGCCCAGUAACUUUGACGCCAAACUAUUGGAGAUGAAAGAGCAGUUUGACGAUACCUUUUCGAGGUGGUUCGCCAAUUAUCUGGUAGACCAACGUAUCAGCAGCGAGCCUAACAACCACCAGUUAUAUCUGCGUUUCCUCGAUGCGCUUGACAAACGGGUUUUGUCGAAAUAUAUUUUGCAGGAGACAUUUGCUAAAGCAGCAACGGUGUUGAACAGCGAGAAGACGAUGCAGAUCACCUCCGAGCGUUUGGUCCUAAAGAACAUCGCGUCGUGGCUUGGGACCAUCACGCUUGCUCGUGACAAGCCAAUUCGUCACAAGAAUCUUGCCUUCAAGGACCUCCUUUUGGAGGGCUUUGACCAUGGACGCCUGAUUGUCGCCAUUCCCUUCGUUUGCAAAACCCUCGAGCCUUGCUCCAAAUCCAAGGUCUUCAAACCACCCAACCCUUGGCUAAUGGCAGUCAUAACUCUACUGGCCGAGUUCUAUCACUACGGUGAAAUCAAGUUGAACAUGAAGUUUGAGAUCGAGAUGCUGUGCAAGGCCCUCGAUAUCGACCUCGCCACCAUCGAGAUUAUGAACGUUGUGCGCCACAGGGCCACUGCUGGCGAUACAGGACCUGCCAUCCCCGAAUAUGUCACCGAUAUAGACUCGAUGCCGAUGAACGGGUUUGAUUCUACUCGUAUGCAGGGUGAAACCCAGGUUAUGCCAAUUGGGCCUACACCUACAGCUGAGCCUCAACGUGCCGUAGGGGCCCAUAUUGAGUCAAUUCUCUCGAGCCUGGGCACGAGUGUUGUGGUCAGCACGCAACUUGCACCCUACAAUGGUAACCACUCCUUCAAGCGUGCAGUGCAGGUUGCUGUCGACCAUGCUGUCCGGGAGAUCAUUAUCCCAGUUGUUGAGAGAUCUGUGACGAUCGCUGGCAUCUCCACUCGCGAGCUUGUUGCCAAGGACUUCGCAACGGAGGCUAAUGAGGAGAAGUUGCGUAAGGCUGGGCACCUGAUGGCGCAGAAGCUUGCCGGGAGUCUCGCAUUGGUCACCUGUAAGGAACCUUUGAAAAGCAAUCUCGGAGGUCACUUGCGUUCUUCUCUGGUGGAUCAUGGAUUCAAUGAUCAAACGAUAUCCGAGCAAGUCCUGACCAUCCUCGUGCAAGAUAAUGUAGACGUUGCCUGUGCAGCAAUUGAAAAGGCUGCCAUGGAGCGAGCAGUGACAGAUGUGGAUGAUGGUUUUGCUCCUUCAUACGAGGCUCGUCGUCGUUACCGCGAGCAUCGGAGUGGGCAGGCAUUUUGGGAUCCUGCAGCUCCGCCCUCAAACUUCUCCGCUAGUCUUCCGGAUCCUCUGCGUAUCAAGCCGACAGGACUGCAACCGCAUCAAGCGGCGGUCUAUGAGGAUUUCGCCCUGGACUCGAAGCGUGUUGCACCAAUGAGUAGGCCGAGUUCAACGGUGUCGUAUGCUCGCAAUGAACAUCUGAAUCCAGCCCUCUAUGCCGCUUCUCCUGCCCCAGACCCAGCCAUCGCAUCCCAUACGAUAUCCCACCAGGAAGCAAUGGAACGCUUUACUACGAUCCUGAGGGACCUAGAAAGCCUGAUCAUCCAGUUGCCCAUCCAAUCACUGGCCGCCCUUCCUCCUAAUCAUGAUCUUCGUCAUCUUGUUCGGCAGAUCCUAUUUGUCGCAGCAAGUUCCAUCGAUCAUAACCGCACUCCUCUCCACAUGUCUCAGAAGAUUGUCCAGCUCUUGUACAAGACGAGCUCUCAGCUUGGCAGAGAGAUUUAUGUUGCCUUGUUGGACCAGUUAUGCCGCACGUUUGAAGACGUCGCUAAAGAGGCUAUAACGUGGCUACUUUAUGCGGAGGAUGAGCGCAAACUUAACAUCCCUGUUACUGCGACUUUGCUACGCAGCGGUCUUGUCAGCACUUCGCUUCAGGAUCAACAACUAGCGAAGAAUUUGUUUACUGAUCCUCGCCCCAGUUUGCAAAACUUCGCAGCCGGUCUCAUUCGCGAAUGUCUAUCAAGCGACCCCCCGAUUGCUUCUCAGAGUCAGUUGACAUACUCUAUUGAAGUUCUUGGACAGUUGGCACAAGCUGGCGAUGCUAAUGAAGAGGUGAAUCGUCUCCUGGAUGACCUUCGAGUCGUUCGCAGACCCACGACGGAGGGCAUGGUAGUCCGCCAGCCUUCGGUCAAGCCAGAAACCGAGCAGCUCAGGGAAAAGUUGUUUAGCUGGUUCCAACAAUGGGUUUCCAUCUUCCAGAGGUCUCACUCUCCUGAGAAGGCUUUCGUCCCCUUCAUCUCCCAGCUCACAAAGCAGGGAAUUUUGAAGGUCGAAGAUAUUUCUUCAUUCUUCUUCCGUGUGUGUGCGGAGGCAAGUGUGAACAGCUACAUCAAAUGCAUGGCAAACGGAGAGUUCGAAUACGCUUUCCAAGUUCUUGACGCGAUGUCGCGAUUGAUUGUCUAUAUCAUCAAGUAUCAUGGUGACGCUUCUGGAAUAGACAACGACCAGGCGAAGGUUCACUACCUCACCAAGAUUUUGUCGAUAUUCGUUCUUGUUCUGGCGAACAUGCACGAAGAACAAGGCGUUCUCUUUCAACAGAAGCCGUUCUUCAGAUUCUUCUCCAGUCUCAUUAGCGACCUACACUCCAUCGCAGAACAUCUGGGCUCAGCUUAUUUCUCUCUGCUGAUCGCCAUCAGUGACACUUUCAGUUCUCUGCAACCCACUUACUUUCCUGGGUUCGCAUUCUCUUGGCUCUGUCUUGUUUCACAUCGACUCUUCAUGCCAAAACUGCUGCUAUCCGAAAAUCGGGAGGGCUGGUCUGCGUUCCACAAGCUCCUUCUUUCCCUCUUCAAAUUUUUGGCUCCGUUCUUGAAAGAGGCUGAUCUCCAACUCGCAUCUCGUGAUCUGUAUCGCGGCUCCCUCCGACUCCUCCUCGUCCUUCUUCAUGAUUUCCCAGAAUUCCUUAGCGAAUAUUACUUCAGUCUCUGCGAUGCCAUCCCUCCGCGUUGCAUCCAGCUUCGCAAUAUCAUCCUUAGCGCGUUCCCUAUGUCUAUCAUCCUUCCUGACCCCCAUCUACGCAACAUCAAAUUUGACUCGAUUCCCGAAAUGGGACCGAUACCACCCAUUCUAUCAGACUUUGCUUCAGGUCUUAAAAGCGCUGACCUCCGCAACAACCUCGAUCAAUACCUCCUUAAUCGUGGAACCCCUUCAUUCCUUACAACACUCAAAGAUCGCUUGAGGCUGCCCGGCGUGCCAGAGAGUUCAACCGAAUCGUAUAACCUGUCAUUGAUAAACUCCCUUGUCAUGUACAUUGGAGUAUCGUCAGUUGCUCAGGCCAAGGCGAGGAGUGGCUCUUCUGUAUUUGUCGCAAGCGACCCUGGCGUUGUUGCUUUACAGUAUCUUGCUGCUAAUUUAGAUGUUGAAGGCGAAUUGACGCGUUAUUUAGGACAACACCACCUCUUGAGCUCUAUGGUUCUCCAUCUGCGAUAUCCCAAUGCCCAUACCCAUUGGUUCAGCUCUUUGCUUCUCCACCUCUUUGUGGAAGUGAAAGAUGAUCGCUUCCGUGAAGUGAUGACUCGCGUCCUCCUGGAACGCUUCAUUGUUCAUCGUCCCCACCCCUGGGGUGCUUUGGUCACCUUCAUUGAGUUGCUCCGCAAUUUGAAGUACGAGUUCUGGAACAAGGAGUUCAUUCGCGUCGCACCCGAAGUUACCAUGCUGCUUGAGAGCGUAAGACAUCCUGCUGUUUAG
Molecule: messenger RNA, 6554 nt
Organism: Suillus discolor
Lineage: Eukaryota; Fungi; Basidiomycota; Agaricomycetes; Boletales; Suillaceae
Product: Not1-domain-containing protein
Exons: 16
Coding region: 144-6554 (2136 amino acids)
Biological process (GO): nuclear-transcribed mRNA catabolic process, deadenylation-dependent decay
Cellular component (GO): CCR4-NOT core complex; P-body
Molecular function (GO): molecular adaptor activity
Source: RefSeq, a predicted model, not a curated record